AUGCCGACCAUCUUCCUACCGACUAUAUGGACAUCUAACACGCCAUUAGGCGAGAUAGACAUAAUGGGCCACAAAACCAAUUCCACAUACGCCACGGACUUCGAUGUCGCUCGAAACUAUCACAUGUGCUCGCUCUUUCGGGUUGGAAUGAAGAGCUGGGGCGAUUUGUCCUUCGUCAACCCCCAACCCAAUGAUACUUAUGGCACUGGGGCAUUGUUUCCGGCACUAGCUGGAUUGAAUAUUACAUUCCACAGAGCCAUUCGCCCUCGGCAGAAGUAUGAGAUAUCCACUCGUGUUCUCUCGUGGGAUGAUAAAUGGAUACAUCUCAUUUCACACUUCGUGGAAAGGGGAAGCUGCAAGCCUGUUCAUUUUACUGAUCAACGGAAUCCCCAGCGUGAUCCUGAAAUGAACAUCGGCGAUUUGGCACAUGUUACCUGCGACUAUCGGGGUCCACCCUCACGAUCUGUCGUGUUCGCCACUGCGAUGGCGAAAAUUGUCUUUAAAAAGGGUCGCAAGACAGUUCCUCCUGCUCAAUUUCUAGUUGAUUGUGGUCUUCUUCCUCGUCAAGAAAUUGUUGUUCCACACGGGUCCACCCAGAAGCCUUGUGAGGAAGAAAAGUUCGAUGACAACAAUAUGAUCAAGAUCGGAGAGAACAUCGAAGAAAUAAGGGCUACAGGCUACCAAAUGGCAGAGCGGCUCAAUGCUCUAGCUGAAGGAUGUUCGUUUUAUAACAUGAGUGAGAAGGUCUUCUUUUCCAAGUGCUGA
Penicillium samsonianum is the source of this 765-nucleotide messenger RNA. Its product is annotated as acyl-CoA thioesterase. The record is from RefSeq and is a predicted model, not a curated record. The transcript has a single exon. Lineage: Eukaryota; Fungi; Ascomycota; Eurotiomycetes; Eurotiales; Aspergillaceae. Bases 1 to 765 code for a protein of 254 amino acids.